CCUUUAAGAGGGAGCCGAGCACCUACUCUGCAAUGUGCGGCCCCGCCCCGCGCGGGGCGCCUGGCGAAUGGGCGACUCGAAGGACGCGGCAUUGGCGGUGCGGAUGAACUCGGGGCUCUGCCGGCCGCGCCUGGAGCGCGGGGUGUUUGACGGGCUGCCGUGCCGCUCCGGCACUGCCGUUCUUGCGGCGCCCCACUCCGCCCAUGGCCUCCGCGCUGCUACCUCCUCUUUGGAUAGGUUUCUUAUGGUGUGGAGGCUGAAGGCCCAAUGCAGAGCUUACAGAUUUGUAGGCCAUGCAGAAGCAGUGACCAGCAUACAGUACUCGCCGGAUGGGCAGCUGCUUGCUUCAGCUUCUCGGGAUCGUACUGUCAGACUAUGGAUUCCUUGCAUUCAUGGAGAAUCAUCGGUCCUGAAAGGUCAUACAGCGUCUGUUCGUAGUGUGAGCUUCUCUCAGGAUGGCCACUUUCUAGUUUCAGCAUCCAAUGAUAAAUCAAUAAAAAUAUGGAGUGUUUGCCAUCCAUGCCUUUUGUUUUCCCUAUUCCAACACACUCACUGGGUUUGCUGUGCCAAAUUUUCACCUGAUGGAAGACUAAUAGCAUCUUGCAGUGAGGAUAAAUCUGUUAAGAUCUGGGAUACAAGAAAUAAAACUUGUAUUGAGAGCCUCUUGGAUUAUGAAGGAUUUGCAAAUUUUGUGGAUUUCAACCCAAGUGGUACGUGUAUAGCUUCUGCUGGUUCCAAUCAUGCAGUGAGACUGUGGGAUAUUCGAAUGAACAAGCUACUGCAGCAUUACAAAGUUCACAGAGCAGGAGUUAACUGUAUAUCAUUCCAUCCUUCUGGUAACUAUCUCAUCACUGCUUCUGAUGAUGGUACCCUUAAGAUUUUGGACGUGUUAGAAGGAAGGCUUAUUUACACUCUUCAUGGACACAAGGGACCUGUACUUUCUGUGGCUUUUUCAAAAAAAGGUGAAAAAUUUGCCUCAGGUGGAGCAGAUGCUCAGGUAUUACUAUGGAAAACCAACUUUGAUUCUUGGGAUCAUAAAGAAGUUCUUAAACACCAUAUUAGAAGAACAAAUCUUGAUGAUCCUCCUCAUCUUCUUGAUAUUUACCCAAGGUCACCUCAUCUCCAUGGUGAAAAAAUUCAGUCAGUUGAGGUCAACCCUACCUUUGUGAGUAAUACACAAGCACUUGACCCGCCUGUCAUCGAAAUUAGUUCCUCUUCAUCUUUCAGUACUCCGGAUUAUGUCAUCAGUGAAGAUGCGCAGAAUCCCUCUGAUUCAGUCUUGGCAACAAGUUCAAAAAGGAAGUCAGAGAAUGAGAGUGAAUCAGCUGUGCCUAAUGUGGGCAAGCAAACAGGCAUCUCCCCCUCCCUGGGUAACACUUUGGAGCACAUUGUGGAGCAGCUGGAUGUUUUAACUCUAACCUGGCACAGAGGGACCCAACUGCUCUUCAAAGCCGCCAAAGAGGAAGCAAUUGUCAGAAGAGAAGAAGAAAAAUCAGCCAUUAGCUAUCAUCUUUUUCAUCCUUUUGUGCUUUGUAUUGUAAUGAAAUAGUACGUCUGUCUCAAGAUUUUUUUCCUCCUCCUAAUCCCCAGAGGAAAUCCCUGCUCCUUUUACAGAGAUAAAACCUUAGGACAAAGUGAAAGUAGCAAGAACUGUAAAUCUGUGCUGGAGGCUGCUUGCUCACUGAAGCCUUGCCUGGCCACAGUGGUUGAUGUCAAAGGCUUACAGUGCUUAUUCCAACACCUGUAUUGAACAUCAGUUCUCUCAUAAGAUUCAGAAUGAAUUUUAUAAGAUUCAUGAGCAAAGCAUGCUUGCAGCAGUUUGCUGUAUACAGGGACUUUAUGAACAUGUGUCAUAGAGACAGUAGUCUGGGAAGGACAAAGCAGCAAAAUCCUUUCUCUAAUUUCCUCUAAGGAAGAUGCAGGUAAGCCAAGUGCAAUGGAUUGUGCUGCUUCAUGCUACUUUCAUCUUGCACAUCUCAUAAAGAAACAUCUAAGAUGCGUUGCAUUUGGGUGACAAAAAGGACAGGAUGCUCCCAGCAACAGUUCUUCCUCAUGAGAGCACUUGCUGAACAUUUUUAAAUCAUUCUUUUUAUUAAUAUUUUCACCCUGUGAUAUGUGCUGGGAGCACAAGACCCAGGAUGUUUGCUAAAAAGAGCAAUUUGAAAGAGAAAGAUGAUAUGGUUGGUGAUGGUUUCUGACUAUGUCCAAGUUCUGCACUGAUUACUGGGGGCAUUCUGUUAAAAUUAAGUGAUGCUACACCUAAAAAUUUUGUGAGGAAAAGCAAGGCUUAGCUCUUAAUCUGUAAGACUUGAAAAUUUCUCUAUUCCAUAAAACCAGCUUUCCCAUCUCAGAAAAUUUCAUAAAUGUAAUAAAAUGCCAUUAACUUUUCAGUUAAGCAGUGAGUGUAAUCAGGCAAAGUGUAGUAGAUUAUAAUAUUUGAUUGUGUGUAACUGUGCUGAGUGGUUUCGGUCUGCACUGAUGUUUCUCUACAGCUUCAUUGCUGAAACACUGUCAGCUUUUGUGCAGCUUCUGCAAUCUAUUCAGUAUAGACUUAGCCUAUAAAUAGCUGCAUUAUUGAAAGACUGUGAGAGGUUCAUUAGAGCAGUUGUGACAGCCUCACUCGAGCCAGGGCUGAUACAGUACCACUCCAAGUUACCAAAGAGCUUCAGCAUGAAGCAUGAAGCUGAGCUUUUGGCCGUGCAGCAGAGUUGAUGCCCCUCCAGUUGUCCCCUCAAUCGCCCCGGCUGCGGACUCUCACAAAGUAGAUGGCACUUCUUUCUGGCUCCUGGGACUUCUUUCCAAAUGAAAACACAGCAUAGGGGAGCCUGUGUUCAUGCCAACCUUAUCCCAGCACAGAGCCAGGAUGCAGCCAGGGCGUAUGCCGGGGGCUGGGGCCGCAGGACAUCCUGCCCAAUGCACCUACCCAGCAGUGCAGACGCAGCCAGGGAGAUUAGUCAUCUUAAAAUCACACGCAGGCAUAAGUACUUUGCUGACUCAAUAGGAAGUCGCUGGCUGAAACCAGUGGGACUUCUCACGUGACUGAAGUUACAUUCUGAAAAAUGGCUUAAUUUUGUGCACUGUAUUCCCAUGACUGGAGGGCAAAGAAAGAAAAUCUGAACAGCAGCUUUUGGUUGUUUCCCUUUAAAGGUACAUGGAAAACAAAUAUAGUUAUUGUAACUUGAGUUUCUAGCUAGUUUAAAUGGGCACUUUGCUGUUUCACAGAUACCUGAAUUAAAGCCUCCCACUUCUGGCUCUGGCAGUCAAGUAAAUGAAGAGUACUCAGGACUAGUCCCCAGUUUGUAUGCAGGCCAUAUCCUACAGCCUUUUGGGUACUCUGUGGAAGGGAUGGUAGAAUGAGAGAUGUUUCCAGUAUCAUUCAAAACCAUAAAAAAGGAAAUAUCCUUCUUACAAAGAAAGAAGCUCUCUUCAGCUAUCCCAAGCUGUGUCUGUGUUUUCCACAUUUUUCUUUCUCUAAACGCUCAAGUUAGUAAUUUCAAACGAGAGAGUUAUGCCCUUGUUACAUAAUCUGAGUACUGGGAGGAAAUUAUCCCUAUUUUUCUGUCUAAUGGAUUUGGAAGGAAAAGGGAGGAACAACAGUCUGUAAUAUCUGCAAAAUGCUAUUCAGAAUGAAAACAAAAAUGAUGGGUACAAUAAAAUUGCCCUGUCCCCAUCCAGCAUCUCACCAUUACUUUUACAUUUGUGUACACUGCAGGGUAACAAAGCUGAGCCUUCAGCACUCCAUCGUAAA
Pezoporus occidentalis (night parrot) is the source of this 3748-nucleotide messenger RNA. It is a transcript of the gene POC1B, whose product is annotated as POC1 centriolar protein B. Gene Ontology annotation, cellular component: ciliary basal body; centriole. The record is from RefSeq and is a predicted model, not a curated record. The transcript is spliced from 11 exons. Gene Ontology annotation, molecular function: protein binding. Lineage: Eukaryota; Metazoa; Chordata; Aves; Psittaciformes; Psittacidae. Gene Ontology annotation, biological process: cilium assembly. The coding region runs from base 68 to 1549 and encodes 493 amino acids.